Molecule: messenger RNA, 4500 nt
Organism: Canis lupus familiaris (dog)
Lineage: Eukaryota; Metazoa; Chordata; Mammalia; Carnivora; Canidae
Gene: ZFP90
Product: ZFP90 zinc finger protein
Exons: 5
Coding region: 551-2320 (589 amino acids)
Biological process (GO): regulation of transcription by RNA polymerase II
Molecular function (GO): RNA polymerase II cis-regulatory region sequence-specific DNA binding; DNA-binding transcription factor activity
Source: RefSeq, a predicted model, not a curated record
AGGUCUCAGUGAAAUUCCAUACGUCUUCUAAUUAAGUAAUGAGGGGAUUAACCAGAAUGUUGCAGGGUUGAAGUGAUUAACCAGGGCUGGGUGUUGCAGUGCCUAGUAUACUAGGCUGAGGAAUAUAGCUUUAUUCUAAAGAUAAUGAAGGUUUUUACGGAGACAUGCGUUUUGUUUUUGUUUUUGUUUUUGUUUUUGUUUUUUUGAGACCUGCAUUUUGAACAGUUCUAGGGCCUGUGUGGAGAAUGGACAGGAGAAGAUGAGGCUAGGAUGUAGGUCAGAAGCUGCUGUAGUGAUCCAGCACAGCAUCUAUGAAGAUAGAAAAGAGGGGGCAGAUCUGAGAUGUAUUACAAAGGCAGAGCUGGAUCUGUAGUGGUAAACAGGAUGCAGGACUUGCCCUCUCUACCUUGGCUGUCCCGCUCUGCAAAUGUGGCCAGACUAGAAUGUUUAAUCCAAGGAAUCAGUGACAUUCAAAGAUGUGGCUGUGGACUUCACCCAAGAAGAAUGGCACCAUGUGGAUGCUGCUCAGAGGCUCUUGUACAGGGAUGUGAUGCUGGAGAACUAUAGCCACCUGGUUUCUCUUGGAUAUCAAGUUUCCAAGCCAGAGGUGAUCUUCAAAUUGGAACAAGGAGAAGAGCCAUGGAUAUCAGAGGGAGAAAUCCAAAGACCUUGCUGUCCAGACUGGAAGACCAGGCCUGAAGUCAAAUCAUCUCAUUUGCAACAGAGCAUAGCUGAAGGAUCCCGUAGCACAGAUUCACAUGCCACAUUCGAAAACACUUGGGAUGUUACUAGCCAGUUAGAGAGGCACCAGGAAAACUGGAAAAGAUAUCUGGGGCCAGACACAUCCAACCAGAAGAAAAUCACACCAGAAGAAAAUUUUCAGCAAAAUAAAUUUGGUGAAAACUCUAGAUUGAACACAGUCCUGGUUACACAACUGAACAUUCCUUCAAGGCCUACUGAAUGUGAUGCACUUGGAAGCAACUUGGGACAUAAUCCAGACAUACUUAAUCAGAAUAAUAUCCUUGCAAAAAAGAAACCUUAUAAAUGUGAUAAAUGUAGAAAAGCCUUUAUUCAUAGAUCAUCACUUACUAAACAUGAGAAAACUCAUAAAGGAGAGGGAGCUUUCCCUAAUGGUACAGAUCAGGGGAUUUAUCCUGGAAAGAAACACCAUGAAUGUAGUGACUGUGGGAAAACCUUCCUCUGGAAGACACAGCUUACUGAGCAUCAGAGAAUUCACACUGGGGAGAAGCCCUUUGAAUGUAAUGUUUGUGGGAAGGCCUUCAGGCAUAGCUCGUCACUUGGUCAGCAUGAGAAUGCUCAUACGGGAGAGAAACCUUACCAGUGCAGUCUCUGUGGAAAAGCCUUCCAGCGCAGCUCCUCCCUUGUUCAACACCAGAGAAUUCACACUGGAGAAAAACCCUAUCGAUGCAAUUUAUGUGGAAGAUCUUUUAGGCAUGGCACAUCCCUCACUCAGCAUGAGGUCACACAUAGUGGAGAGAAGCCUUUCCAGUGUAAGGAAUGUGGGAAAGCCUUCAGUCGGUGUUCUUCCCUCGUCCAGCACGAACGGACUCAUACAGGAGAGAAACCUUUUGAAUGUAGCAUAUGUGGGCGGGCUUUUGGACAGAGUCCAUCCCUUUACAAACAUAUGAGGAUUCAUAAGAGAGGCAAACCUUACCAAAGCAACACCUACAGCAUAGAUUUCAAGCACAGCUCAUCUCUUACUCAAGAUGAGAGCACUGUCACUGAAGUGAAAUCCUAUCAUUGUAAUGACUGUGGGGAAGACUUCAGUCACAUUACUGACUUUACUGACCAUCAGAGGAUCCAUGCCGGACAGAAUCCCUAUGAAUGUGAGCAGAACUUUAAUCAACAACCUAUCUCUCAUCCUGGAGAGAAACCCUAUCAGUGUAAUGUAUGUGGGAAAGCUUUCAAAAGGAGUACAAGCUUUAUAGAGCAUCACAGAAUCCACACUGGAGAGAAACCCUAUGAAUGUAAUGAAUGUGGAGAAGCCUUCAGUCGACGCUCAUCACUUACUCAACAUGAGAGGACCCACACUGGAGAGAAACCCUAUGAAUGUAUUGACUGUGGGAAAGCCUUCAGUCAGAGUUCAUCCCUCAUUCAGCAUGAGAGAACUCAUACUGGGGAAAAACCCUAUGAAUGUAAUGAAUGUGGGCGAGCCUUUCGAAAGAAAACCAAUCUGCAUGAUCAUCAGAGAAUUCAUACUGGAGAAAAACCCUAUGCUUGUAAGGAAUGUGGGAAAAACUUCAGUAGAAGUUCAGCGCUAACUAAACACCAGAGAAUUCAUACACGAAAUAAACUGUAGGAGCCCUGAAAUUAAGGAAUGUGCAGAAAACUUUAGUUCAAAUAUUGUUUAUUCAGUGUCAGAGAAUUCUUACCUGAGAGGAAGUUUAAGAAUGUAAUGGUGUGUGUGUGUGUGUGUGUGUGUGUGCACAUUGUGUGUGAAGAAAGCCCUGUGCUAGUAGACAAUGUUUUGUUUUUGUUUUUUAAUAAAUAGAAGCCACAUUCUCAAAUUGAUUACAGACGUUUGUAAAAACAACUAUAAACAUAUAUAUAACCAAUUGGAAAUGAUAUGCCUAUGUAUUGGACUUUAUAAAGCUUUUGAAUAUGUAUAUGCAGGAGGAGAUCAUCAACUUGGAACAGUUUGACUUGUAACUCUGUGUUUACAGCCUUUUUUAAUAAAACUCCUGCAGCAGUGACCAAAACUUAACUUUUUAGAUUGUUUGACAACAGCAUUCAAGUGCAGCUCUUACAUUAAAUUCACCAUGGAAACCAAUUCCACCUCCCGGAAUUCACCAUUCAAAGAAUGAGAUCAACUGGUCCAACCGCUUCAUUGUACAGAUGAAGAAACCAAAACCAAAGAUGUGAAGUGGUUUGCACAGUGUGAUACAGCUUAUAAUGGCAAAGCUGGGUGGAGAGUAGGUCUCCUGGAUCUUUGGCCCUAUGAUCUAGCCACUCAAAAGGUAUCUUAGAAUUCAGAGGGCUUUAAAGUAAAUUUUAAAAUAAAUUAAAUACAAAAAUUAAUGAGCACUCGAGUUGGAUACUCUGGGAAUUCAUAAAAGCAGAAGAGGCAGCAAAAUACAGAUUUGUCACAGACUUAUUUAAAACAACUGGUUGGAAGCUUACGUACCAAAAUGUUAACAAAAACUGAGUAGCUCAACUGCUGGUAACUUGUUUUCCUUUUUCAAGUGUAAUAUUUAUACUUUGAAUUAACAUAUCAGUUUCAUAAACCUAUUAGGUCCUCUUAUUGUACUUUGUAUGACACUCCCAUGAGAAAGCACAGCUCCAAGCUUACCUAAAUGGCUCAAAGGGAAAACAGCACAAAACUAAAGAGGAAAACUUUUCCCCAAAUUAAUUUUACUGUGGAGAAGUAGAAAUGUAGUUACCCAUUGUCAUAAAGUCUAGUCUGUCUUUAAGUUAUUAGAGAACCCAUGUACUGAUCCAUUUUGUGUGCCAAGGAAAUACUUCAUCAUAAGAAAUUUAACUUUUUAAAUUCUAUGCUGCUCUUCCAUCAGUAAAGCAUGAGAUAAGCAUCAGUAGCCCACUCCCAUCCCUAAGGUUCUUUCAUGCCUCCCGUGGGCUUUCCUAAAGGAAUCUCAAAGGUGCCAACAGUGGAGAUAAAUUUGGAAGCAACUGUGGACCUUGGCCCCUUUCACACAGGAGCCUCUCCUCUUAAGUAAAUUUUCCCACCCUAACAAACCAUGAUAGGAAUGAUAUGGGUGAUGUUGAUGGUAAACCUUUCCUAUUCUUUGCAUGCCAGGUAGCAGGAUCCAUCAUCCUUGUCUCAUCCUGGACAACAGGAGGAGGCUCCCAAAUAUUCUUCAUAGAAUAUUUGCGUAGAAUAUUUCUUUGCAUAUUCUGCAUAGAAUUUUUCUUUGCAGAAAAAAUGUGCAUGGGGACUGAAAUGUGAUGUCUAGCCCAAUGAGUCCAUCACAAGAUGGGGACCUGCCCUUCUAAGACCUUAACCAUUCAAAAAUACCUUGUUUGUGAUGUUUUAUGCUUAACGCACACACACAGUGCCAAGACCAUGUUGCUGUCUGAUUCAUAGUUUGACAAUGGGUAACUCUACACAAACCACCCACACACACACACAUUGAGUGGCUUCCAUGCUUAUCAGGAACUUAUUUGCUGCUGAUUACUUGGGGAUCCCCAUAGUGGACUGUUUCUAAGAAUGACAUAUUGUAACCAGUUGAGUGCUAUCCUACUUUUAUGGAAGUCUGUAAAGACUUAAUUUCAGAAGACUCAAAACCACUGGUUUGUGUGUGGAACUUGGCCUAGAUCCAACCAGUCUCUGAAUCUCAACAAAUGCACUGACAGAAGGAGCCCAAAAUGUACAUGGUAUGUUGUGGGUUGUUUGAGGAGAGGAUUCUGUAGUUCCACGCAACCAGGUACCACGCACUUACGAACACCCAGCUUUCUAGGCCACAUGAAAUGCAUCCUUGUAACAUCAUUGUAUUAUUUCAAUAAAUAGCCUUCUUAGUUGAA